Molecule: messenger RNA, 621 nt
Organism: Thalassophryne amazonica
Lineage: Eukaryota; Metazoa; Chordata; Actinopteri; Batrachoidiformes; Batrachoididae
Product: BET1 homolog
Exons: 3
Coding region: 1-228 (75 amino acids)
Biological process (GO): endoplasmic reticulum to Golgi vesicle-mediated transport; vesicle fusion with Golgi apparatus
Cellular component (GO): SNARE complex; Golgi trans cisterna
Molecular function (GO): SNAP receptor activity
Source: RefSeq, a predicted model, not a curated record
AUGCAAACUCCACACCUGUCGAUUGACAUCGGAACAGAAGUGAAGCACCACAACAAAAUGUUGGAUGAAAUGGACACGGACUUUGACUCAACCGGGGGUCUGCUGGGGGCCACUAUAGGCCGAGUGAAGCGGCUGUCCCGAGGCAGCCAGACCAAACUGCUGUGCUACAUGCUGCUCUUCUGCUUUUUUGUCUUCUUUGUCUUGUACUGGUUCAUCAAGCUGAGGUGAUAAGAGGAUCCUGAUGGACUUGGACCUUGAAUGCCACGUGCUCCUCCCCAGUCUGUUCCAAGUCUGCAUCUGUAGACAGCAUCAGUAUGAUGGUGGCACAGGAGGACUGUUGCACAUGUGUCCGUCUAUUUCUAGAAUGGUGCCUGUGUUCACUCAAAAAUGAGAAAAGUGCGUCAGAUCUGCGGCUGGUUGUAUAACAAAGGCAUCAUAAUUAUCAGUGGUCUGUAAGUUGUCAUUGUGGACCAUUGGGGAGUUAAUGGACUGCAACAAAGUUAAAUUAAUUGAUUCCUGUUAUGUGAAAAUGGUAAACUCCUCCCACAGGUUAAAACUUAAAUUAUAAAGGUUUGUUCUCUCAAGGAAACAUGUCAGUCAGAUAUAAAACAGGACAAGUCU